AAAUAGUAUUUUUUUCAGUCAUCCAAUCGUCUUCAGAACUGAACCACAUUUGCGCCAAAGAAAGGAUCGAUGUUACCGCCUUUUUCCAUUGGUAAUUGCAAGGUGCUUGUCGAUGCAAAGAAAUACAACCUCCUUUCAAGCAAGAAUGGACUUGAAAUCUCUCUUUCCCAAGCCGGAACCGUCAAGAUUUCUGAAGUAGAUGGUAUUGAUAAAUCGAUCAAUGAUAAUCAGAAUAUGCCAGCCAAGGAAACAGGAGAGUUCUAUUUUGUGCUUCUAAAUCCGAAAGAUCUUGAUAGCCAAACCAGGUCUCAACUGCUGGAUGUGUUUGAAUUAUACACAAAGGAGCUACCUGCAAUGAAGUUUGCUGCAAAUACUGGAAAACAAUCAAUGUUCCUGGAAAGAUGUGUAAUGAAGGGUAAGUAUUGCACGCUGCUUCUAAAAUCCAGGCUUGAGAAAGACCCCAGGAAGGUUAUUGGUGCAAUUACGUACCAAAUAAUCCCUGUCGACACACAAUAUGCUGAGGUUCCCCUUGCUGCUGUUAAUUCAUUCUACCAACAAAAGGGACUUGGUCGCCUCCUGUGUGGGGAACUAAAGAAUAGACUCCAUGGUGUUGGUAUUCGCAAUAUAUUUUGCUGGGGAGACAAAGAAUCUGAAGGAUUUUGGCAUAAACAGGGGUUUGUAUCAAUAGGGGAGGUCAACGGCAAGGGUAAAGCUUGCAGGCUACCUAUUAAAACCAGCAUACGCAAGGCAUUGUGCUUUCUUGGUGGCUCUACCCUCAUGGUCUCAAGUCUUAAUACAAAAAAUUCAGGUUCUGAGCAAGGAAUUAAUCUUUCUGAGGAUGUGGAAGCCAGCAACAUGCCUCAAGAUUUACGAGCUGCUGAAAUGGUUGCUGAUACCGACCUACAAGAUUCUCCUUGUUCUUCAUUGAAUAAAAAGAAGAGGGGUUGGGUGACAUGUACAUCUUUAAAAUCGAAAAAAGUGAAGGCCAUCAGUAGUCAUCAAACUGAUUCUCAUCCUAAAGAUGUUUUUCUGGAAGAUCUUACAAACAACUAUUCUUUUGAUGAAAACCCUGCAGAAAUUUCAAAGAAUAUGCAUUUGAUUGAACCAAAUUCUGGAUAUUCUUCAAAGGAUGGUUCUUCUGAAAAGAGAAGCCAUGAAUGUACACCAAUGCAUGUUGUACAGAAAGAUCAUUGCAGGAAGGAGCUUCAAGCUGGAGGUGAAAGCUGUAGGAUCAUGUUAAUGAAUAUAGCUGAUGAUGAAAAGAAGUCAAGACUGACCAAGAUAAUUGAAGACCUCGGUGGAGUUGUCACAAUGGAUGGAAGUGUAAGCACGCAUGUUGUCACGGGAAAAGUGAGAAGAACUUUGAAUUUUUGCACCGCUCUUUGUUCCGGAUCCUGGAUAGUUUCGCCCAGUUGGCUGAAACAAUGUUGUAGGGAAGGGAAAUUUGUGGAUGAAAUGCCUUAUGUUUUAAAAGACGACGAAUAUGAGCUGAAGUAUAAGAUUGAGUUAAGAGCUGCUAUUCUGAGAGCUAAAAAUGAACAUCCAAGAGCUCUUCUUAAAGGCUAUAGUAUAUGUUUCGUAGCCCAUAUUCAACCUCCCUUGAAAACUCUAGCUGCAAUUGCCAUUUCCGCUGGUGGAAAUGUAAUUAAUGGAGUUGAAGAAGCCGAAGAUGUUUCGAAGACGAUAAUGGUGGCGUGUGAAGAGGAUAGCGGAGACGCCAUAGCUGCAGCAUUGGAAGGGAUGUGGACUUUUGGUAGUGAAUGGUUCUUAGAUUGCAUCAUGAAGCAGGAACUUGAUUUUGAUGCUCUCCAGUUUGUAGAAUCCCUGUAAAUUGUUUAUAUGUUUAUUCUAAGUUAUAACAAUAACAAUAGCAAUAAAUGUUUGUAACAUAUUGUGUUUAUUGUUAUAUAUUUUGCAUUUUGGAAAAUUUGUAUUUAAAAAUUAAACAGUCAACGUGGAGUCAACUUUUAAUGCAGCGCCACGUAGGCAAUAGGGGGCCCACAUAUGACAAGUCCCUUACACGUGGACUGACCUCAUUGGCGAACCACUUCUCAU
Impatiens glandulifera is the source of this 2055-nucleotide messenger RNA. RefSeq lists its product as uncharacterized. Lineage: Eukaryota; Viridiplantae; Streptophyta; Magnoliopsida; Ericales; Balsaminaceae. The record is from RefSeq and is a predicted model, not a curated record. The coding region runs from base 70 to 1830 and encodes 586 amino acids. Gene Ontology annotation, molecular function: acyltransferase activity, transferring groups other than amino-acyl groups. The transcript is spliced from 14 exons.